AUGGCCCCGAUGAAGUUCCUUGCUCUUCUGGUCGCGAUUUCGGUCGCCCUGCUUGCACCCUCCGCUUAUGCGGAGUCCAGCGCGGCCGCCACUUCAGAUCUCGACAAGAUCGCCGCGCUCGCCGCAAGGCGUUUCUUGGGCGACGACCACCACGACCACCACGACGACGACCAUCACGACCACCACGACGAUCACCAUGACGACCACCACGACGAUCACCAUGGCGACCACCACGACGAUCACCACGAGAAGCCCAAGCCGAAGCUGACGUGCAUGGAGAAGUACAAGAUCAAGUACGCGGCGUGCGACACGAAGGAGGAGCAGUGCGUCGCCAAGGCCGAGGACGCGGACGAGAAGGAGAUGUGCGAGGCGCAGUCGACCAUGUGCGAGCGCAAGGCGUACAAGUCGUUCAAGAACUGCAAGUACGGCAAGUGGGGGUGCAAGGACUGGUGCCUGUACCGCCGCCGUCAGUGUCUCAAGUGGUACAAGGCGGAUAUGUGCGAGGAGAAGUACGAGGAGUGCGUGGAGAAGUGCAUGCCCAAGCCCAAGCCGUCGCCUCCCAAGGAGGAGCACGACGACCACCACGACGACCAUCACGAUGACCAUCACGACGACGAUCACCACCACCACGACCACCACGACGACUAG
Molecule: messenger RNA, 648 nt
Organism: Closterium sp. Yama58-4
Lineage: Eukaryota; Viridiplantae; Streptophyta; Zygnematophyceae; Desmidiales; Closteriaceae
Source: the annotation of a GenBank genome assembly